This is a messenger RNA of Linum trigynum, 1851 nucleotides long. NCBI's taxonomy places the organism in Eukaryota, Viridiplantae, Streptophyta, Magnoliopsida, Malpighiales, Linaceae. The record is from the annotation of a GenBank genome assembly.
UACAUCUUGUUAAGAAACGAGAGUACGAGACCCUAGUACUUGGAGUGAGAAAGGCAGCUUUAACAGUUAAACCCGCAAUUAAUUAUCCGAGCUCAAAGGUUAAUCAUCUAAAUCUCAUCAAAUAAAAAAGAAAAACAACGCCUCUGUAACUUCCCUCGGCCAGGCAGCCAUGCUCUUCAGAAUUCCCUCCUUGUCUUGAUUACUCUAAUCCAUCCUCCCCUUAAUACACCAUACUCUUUGCCUCUGCUACUUGUUCCGUUUUACUCCCUUCCUUUUUUUCUAUUUCCCUCCCGUUUUUGCUUCUUUUCUGUCUUUCCAUAGCCAUUACUUCACCUCAAAACUCCACGCACGCACGCUCCCCCUCCUCCCUUUAUUAAUUACAUUCACCUGACGAUCGGCCGGCCAAACCCCAGUUCAGAAGUCGUUGUGAUUUGCCCUUCUCUGGAUCGAAACCAAGUUUAGCUAUCAUCAGUACAUUGUAAUGACGAAGCAGAGGAAGUGCUCUGUUCUUGGAGUUGCUGUGAUUGCCGCGGCAGUGCUGCUGUUAUUCGGGCUAUGUAGUGCUGCGCAAGCGCCGCCGCCGGCGGAGGAGCCGCAGACGUUUGUGAGGAAGUUCAUAAGUUGGGAUGACGCGAGGCUCGAUGGCUAUAGCUAUGAAAAUGGUUAUGGGGAUGAGCAGCAGCAGGGGGAAGCGAGGCCGAGUUACGGCGAGGCAUAUUACAAGGGAAGCAGAGUGAUCGUCGUGGACCAGAACGGCGGCGGGGAUUCCGUUACUGUUCAAGGAGCCGUGGAUUUGGUCCAUGAGUUCAACACUCAGAGGGUUAAAAUCCACAUCCUCCCCGGUACUUACAGGGAGAAGGUUGUUGUGCCAGUUACCAAGCCGUACGUCUCGCUGAUUGGGAACGAAAGCGACGUGUCCAAAACAGUGAUAACAUGGCACAACAAAGCUUCUGAUUUGGACUCCAGAGGAAUUGAGCUUGGAACCUUCAAGUCUGCGUCGGUUACCGUUCUCUCCGAUUUCUUCUGCGCCACUGGGCUCACUUUCGAGAAUUCGGUAGUGGCAGUUCCAGGAGGAUAUGGAAUGCAAGCAGUGGCGCUGAGGGUUGCAGGGGACAAAGCUUUCUUCUACAGGGUGAAGAUCAAAGGUUCGCAGGACACGCUGCUGGACGAAACCGGAUCGCACUACUACUACCAGUCUCACAUUCUGGGCAGCAUUGAUUUCAUCUUUGGCCGCGGCAGGACGCUGUUCCAGGACUGUGUGGUGGAGUCUACAGCAGAGAACUACGGAGCGAUCGCAGCACACCACAGGGAUUCGGCGGAGGAGGACACCGGUUUCUCGUUCGUGGGUUGCUUGAUCAGAGGAACAGGGAAGAUUCUGCUGGGAAGGGCAUGGGGAAACUGUUCAAGGGUCAUCUAUUCCUACUGCCAUAUUGAUGACGUGAUUACACCUCCAGGAUGGAGCGACUGGGACAAACCUGACAGGCAACGAACUGCAGUUUUUGGGGAGUACAGAUGCAAGGGAAGAGGAGCAGAUACAAGGAGGAGAGUAGCUUGGGCAAAGACCCACUUUACUCUUCAGGAAGUCAAACCCUUCUUGGACUUGAGAUUCAUAGAUGGACACCAAUGGCUGAGACUAUAGCUCUCCCUCUCACUUUCUUUCCUCUGUUUAUUCUUUCAUUCCUUCUCUUCUUUACCCCAUUCAAGGGGAUUCUGUUGCAUGAUAGAAAGAAAAGUACACAUAGCACUCUUUCGUAUAGUUGCAAGGAAAUAGGAGGAUACUGUAAGUUCACCAUUGAUAUUAAAUGAGAGACAGAACACAUGUAUGAUACACAUUAAACACAACUUAACUGU